GUGAUAUAGAGAAGAACUUCCAGAAACAUAUCGAACCUUAUAAAACCAUAGAUUCAACAUAUUGUUAGAUAACCAAUAUUUUUUACAGAGACGAUGAUGAACUACCUUUUUACCUUAGUUGGUUUGUUUACGGUGGUGUUUGCCGCGCCAUCAAAAUUAGAACGAACCUGUGGCGGGAAACCAGCGGACGUCGUUUUUGUCAUUGAUUCUUCCAGCAGCAUUUGGCCAGAAGAUUUUUCACGCCAUGUGCUUCCGUUUGUACGUGACGUCACCGCCAUGUUUGAUAUUGGACCAGGGUUGACUCAAUCUCGAGUCGGGGUGGUUACUUUUGGGACGAACCACUACUUACGAUUCCAUCUGAAUACCUUCUUGGAUAAAGAAACCGUAUUGAAACGCAUCAUGGCGAUUGAUAUGACAGGUGGAGAAACCAACACUGCCGGUGUCCUCAAUUACGUCACUGAUCACAUGUUCACAAGUAAAAGAGGAAGUCGAAUUGGCGUCGACCAUAUUGUCAUUGUUCUUACUGAUGGCGAAUCCAAAAACAUGGAAAAGACAAGAAAGGCAGCUGACCAUGCUCACCAAAGCGGACUUCAGGUGUUUUCUAUUGGUGUCGGAAGUGGAGUAGAUGUAGAAGAACUAGGAGAUAUUGCCAGCGACCCUAAGUCUAAAUUUAUGUUUGAAAUCACCGAUUUCCGUGCACUUCAGAGAAUUAAGGAAGAACUAGCUAUCAGAACUUGUGAAAUUGCAACAACAACGACUACCACAACAACCCAAGCUCCAACAACAACAACAACACUACCACCUACAACAACCAAAGAUCUAUAUAUUGCUGAUGCGCCAUUAUCACUAAGAAGUUGUGGAGGAAAGCCUGCUGACGUUUACUUUAUCCUUGAUUCUUCAUCCAGCAUCUGGAAGAAAGAUUACUACGAAAAAAUGGUAAAAUUCGUACACGAUGUCUCUGAUAUUUUCGAUAUUGGUUCUGAUAAAACCAGGGUUGGCGUUGUCACAUUUAGUGAUCAGAACACGCCUGUAUUUGGCCUCAAUGACUUCACCAGUCGUGAGGAACUCCUUGCCGCUAUGUCUUCUGACGUUAUACCGUACUUGACUGGUGGAACCAAUACAGCGGCCGCCAUUAAAUACGUCGCGGAAAUAGGAUUUUCUCCCAUCAUUGCUCGACCUGGUGUUGCACACGUUGCCGUUAUCAUCACCGACGGUCAGUCUAAAGAUGCCGAGGCUACACUCAGAGAAGCAGAAGCUGCCAAAAAAUCAGGAAUUUAUAUGUUUGCAAUUGGCGUUGGUGAUAGUGUUGACCAACAAGAACUUACAGAUAUGGCAAGUCAGCCCUCCAAAGACUACGUAUUCAGUGUCAAUAACUUUGGGGCCCUGGAUACAAUUAAGAACCUCCUGGCCGUGAAAACCUGCCUAGUAUCUUCAUCAGAGGAAAUGCCAAAUGAUCAACAAUCAAAUAACGUUUGUGAGCUCGAGCCAACAGAUAUUGCUUUCGGGUUCGAUUCAUUCGCCAUGGGACAAAAACAAAGUCACCGGGUCGUCGAAAUCAUCACUUCUCUCACCAAUCACAUGACAUCAAGGUCUAAAGGGUAUUACCAAUUCAGUGUCUUAUCCAAUGCUUGUUCCAGACAUAAGGAUGUUCCCAUGACCGACAUACGUCAAGCUGAAAGCGUCCUUGGAGAUAUGAAAGAAGACAUGACCUCCCAGCUACACCAAAUUAUCAAGCAACUGAGACGUAACGCAUACAGUCCCAGCAACAACGCACGAUUAGGAGCUCAAAAAGUGGCAAUUUUGGUUUUGGAUGAUUCUGCUGUCAUAGACAAGAAACGAGUCAUUGCUAAUGCUAAACGUGCCAAGGCAUCUGGAGUUGAGAUAUUUGCUGUUACUUUAAGUUCCAUGGAUCAGUCAUUUGUUAGUGAGAUUGUUUCGGACUCCGUAAAGACACAUCUGAUACAAGCUGAAAGGAACGAGAACGUUUUAUCUAUUCGUAACAAAAUUAUAAAACAACUAUGUUAAGGUGAAUAUUUGCGCAGUAAUCCGUCCAAUUCCGGGAAUAAUAGAUUCAAAAAAUCCUUAAACGAAAUGUGGAUUACAUUGUGUUCUCGGUAUAAAAUUAAACUAAACAGCGUGAUAUGCUCAUGUUAGAAGAAACAGUUUUUAUUUCGAGUUAAAUUGCCAUUAAUCUGCCAGACAGUAUUAAGUCGCACGUGUUUACUUUGUGUUCUUUUAUGUAGUAUUAUCUUGGUUGUUUACAUUACCUCAGAGAGAAAAGAACAAAAAUCGACAGUCUUUGUACGAACUCUAUCACUUCAUUACACCUUGUUCCAACAUUCGAUAUUCUUUUGUAAUGUGCAAUACGUUCUCUUUCAUUAAAAACGUUUUACUUGCUGUUGUAUUCAGUGAAUAUAACGUUAGGAGUCUCAUGUAAAUAGUUUAUUUAUAUGUGUUUACUUUUAUUAUAUUGUAA
This is a messenger RNA of Patella vulgata (common limpet), 2476 nucleotides long. Its product is annotated as cartilage matrix protein. The record is from RefSeq and is a predicted model, not a curated record. The transcript has 6 exons. Bases 94 to 2025 code for a protein of 643 amino acids. NCBI's taxonomy places the organism in Eukaryota, Metazoa, Mollusca, Gastropoda, Patellidae.